Molecule: messenger RNA, 1030 nt
Organism: Marasmius oreades (fairy-ring Marasmius)
Lineage: Eukaryota; Fungi; Basidiomycota; Agaricomycetes; Agaricales; Marasmiaceae
Exons: 3
Coding region: 21-857 (278 amino acids)
Source: RefSeq, a predicted model, not a curated record
UCACGGCCCCGCGCUUUGCCAUGACUCCAGACCUAGCAAAGCGGUAUGAAAUUUCUCAAGACACAAUAUCUCGCUCAGAAGCCAUAACGGCUCAAUAUUGUAACCAAGGAGCUACUCUAGACUCUACUUUCAUCGACAGCCAACUCCCCGCUCUCGAUCCAGCUUCAUGUCCUAAUCACCCACCAAGCCCAGUCGAAGUCGUCAACUCAGACUCGUUCACUGCCGCCAGAAACAUCAUUAAACGGUUCCCAGAAGCAAUAAACGGUAAAACUGCUGUACUUAAUCUAGCAAGCGACCAGCUGCCUGGUGGAAGAUGGGAUCGGACAUUGAGCAAGACACAGGAAGAGGCCCUUUGCUAUUCUUCAACUCUGUUCAAGACCCUGAAACCGAGGUACUACCCAUGGCCAAAUACCGGUCCGGGAAGCGUCGCUGGAGUCUUUUCACCAGGUAUCGCAGUCUUCAAAGACGAUCUAGAUCAUGGCUGCGUAGACCUGCCGGAAGAAGACCGAUGUGUUGUCGGUGUCAUCACUGUUGCCGCUCCUCGAGGUCCAGAGUUGACAAAUGAUAGGAAGCGGUUCGCCAGAGAGGACCAGCUGAGCGAUUUGAGAGGGAAGAUACGACUAAUAUACAGGAUGGCAGCACGAAAUGGGAGGGAGUAUGUUGUCCUUGGUGCAAUAGGAUGUGGUGCAUAUGGAUGUCCUCCGCAACAAGUUGCUAAAGAGAUGAUGUCCAUCCUUCUCGAAAAGGAAUUCAACGGUUGGUUCCGAAACGUCACAUUUGCGGUCUACAGCCAUCCAGACAACGGCUAUGGGAACUACGACGUUUUCAAAACGGCUUUCAAGGAUGUGGAUGUGUAAAUUGCAACAUUAUCAUAAUUCGAAAGGACCGAAUAGUCAAAUGUACAUCAGUGUAUCACCAUUGUAAUCUCUGGGGGUUCAUCAUCGAGGUUGGUUGCGCUUCUGCUGUCGCAAGAAAAGAGAGGACGCAAAUAUAAGUAUGUGGAUACAACAGUCCAAACAUAUACGACGCA